GAGUUUUGAUAAAGCGGAAUAUCGCGUAUUUUUGGCAUGGAAUGACACCUUUCUCACCAGGAGCUUCAAAAACACGAUGGCAACCCGUUUAGUGAAGUGGAUCUGUCUCACCUCUCUGCUCUGCCUGGGCUGCUGUGUUCUGGCGGAAAAGAAAGUAUGCCAAGGCAUCACCAACCGUUUGAACCUUCUGGGCUCCAAAGAGGACCACUACCUUAACAUGGUGAAGACUUAUAGUAACUGCACCGUGGUCCUGGAGAACCUGGAGAUCACCUACAUGGAGGACCACCGUGACCUGUCCUUCCUUUCGUCUAUUGAAGAAGUGGGCGGCUACGUGCUGAUCGCCCUCAACACGGCGUCUAGGAUUCCUCUACAGAAUCUUCGCAUCAUUCGGGGCCAUUCGCUCUACGAGGGACUGUUUGGCCUCGCUGUGCUGACCAACUAUGAAAAAGCUACAGGUCAGGGCACCAAUGAGCUCCUUCUGACCAGCCUGACGGAAAUUCUUAAAGGAGGUGUAAAGUUUGGGAACAACCAGCCGUGCAAUGUGGAAACAAUACAGUGGUACGACAUCGUCAACGCUGAGAACAAACCCAGAAUGGAGCUCCCGCUAGCCACCAGCCAUCCACGCUGUGAAAAAUGUGACCCAAGCUGCAAUAAUGGCUCAUGCUGGGCACCUGGUCCUGAAAACUGUCAGACCUUAACAAAGCUGAACUGUGCACAGCAGUGCUCGAAGAGAUGCAAAGGUCCGUCACCCAGCGACUGCUGUAAUGAACAUUGUGCUGCCGGCUGCACAGGGCCGCGACCCACUGACUGUCUGGCCUGUCGGGACUUCAAGGACGACGGGGUGUGUAAGGACUCCUGCCCAGGCCUCUUCCGCUAUGACCCCAACCUGCACCAGCUGGUACCCAACCCGCAGGGAAAGUACAACUUUGGGGCCACCUGUGUCAAGAGCUGCCCACAUAACUAUGUAGUAACUGAUCAUGGAGCGUGUGUGCGGACGUGCAGUGUUAACACGUAUGAGGUGGACGAGGGAGGAAUCAGGAAGUGCGCCAAGUGUGAUGGACUGUGCCCAAAAGUGUGUGAUGGACUCGGAUCAGGAAACCUGACACAAACCUUGUCUAUCAAUGCCACCAACAUUGACUCCUUUAAAAAUUGCACAAAAAUCAAUGGUAACAUUGCGAUCAUCCACACCUCGAUUCAUGGGGAUUCAUACACCAAAACACCAAAGCUGGAGGCAGCCCAGCUUGAUGUGUUUAAGACGGUGAAGGAAAUUUCUGGGUACCUGUUGAUUCAGACGUGGCCAGAGAGCAUGAGCUCACUCAGUCCUUUUGAGAAUCUGGAAAUCGUUCGAGGCCGAACUAAACGUGGAACCCGCAGUGUGAUAAUGGCUCAGCUCAGCAUCAGCUCCUUGGGACUUCGCUCCCUCAAAGAAAUCAGCGAUGGGGAUGUGGUCAUCAUUAAGAACCAGAACCUGUGCUAUACCGCCAAAAGCCACUGGAAGAGGCUCUUCAAAUCAAACAGCCAAAGUGCGACCAUAGACGACAACGCUGAUGCUGCCGCAUGUGCCCUGAGGAACAACACUUGUGACAGGAAGUGUACCGCGGAGGGCUGCUGGGGCCCCGGCCCCGACAUGUGUUUCGCCUGCCGUGACUACAGCCGUGAUGGGAGCUGUGUUGACUCCUGCAACAUCCUGGAGGGGGAGCCGCAGGAGGCUGUCGUGAAUAAAACCUGCGUGGAGUGUCACCCCGAGUGUCAACGAAUGAAUGGGACUGCAACCUGCACAGCGCCAGGUUCUGGAAACUGUUCUCAGUGUGCCCACUUCCAAGACGGUCUGUUUUGCGUGUCUCGAUGUCCCCAAGGAGUGCCGGGGGAAGACGACACACUGGUGUGGAAAUACGCAGAUGCGAUGAAAGUGUGCAGGCUCUGCCACAAGAACUGCACUAAUGGGUGCAUUGGGCCUGGUCUCUCAGGCUGCCAGACCAAAAUCUCCUCUGGCCUUUCCAUGAUUGCGGCUGGUGUAGUUGGUGGGAUGCUGGCGGUCCUCAUUGCAGGCCUGUCUGUGUUUGUGUUGCUACGCCGCCGCCACAUUAAGAGGAAGAGAACCAUGCGGAGACUUCUGCAGGAGAGAGAGUUGGUUGAACCUCUCACUCCAAGCGGAGAGGCUCCAAACCAGGCUCUGCUGCGGAUCCUGAAGGAACCCGAAUUUAAGAAAAUCAAAGUGCUGGGAUCAGGAGCUUUUGGUACAGUUUACAAGGGUCUGUGGGUUCCAGAGGGAGAGGAUGUGAAGAUCCCGGUGGCCAUCAAGGUUUUGAGAGAAGCCACAUCACCAAAAGCAAACAAGGAGAUCUUGGACGAGGCUUUCGUGAUGGCCAGUGUGGAACACCCCCAUGUGUGUCGUCUGCUUGGCAUCUGCCUGACCUCCACAGUGCAGCUCGUCACCCAGCUGAUGCCCUACGGCUGCCUGCUGGACUACGUCAAAGAGAACAAGGAUAAUAUCGGCUCCCAGUAUCUGCUCAACUGGUGUGUGCAGAUAGCCAAAGGAAUGAACUACCUGGAGGAGCGCCACUUGGUACACCGUGACCUGGCAGCAAGAAACGUCCUGGUGAAGACUCCUCAGCAUGUCAAGAUCACUGACUUUGGUUUGGCCAAACUCCUCAACGCAGAUGAGAAAGAGUACCAUGCAGAUGGUGGAAAGGUACCAAUAAAAUGGAUGGCUCUUGAAUCUAUCCUGAACAGAACAUACACACACCAGAGUGACGUUUGGAGUUAUGGCGUAACAGUUUGGGAGCUGAUGACAUUCGGGACCAAGCCGUAUGAUGGGAUUCCAGCCAGUGAAAUAGCAGGAGUCCUGGAGAAAGGAGAGCGACUGCCUCAGCCACCAAUCUGUACCAUAGAUGUCUACAUGAUCAUGGUGAAAUGUUGGAUGAUUGAUGCAGAAAGUCGACCUCAUUUCCGGGAGCUGAUAGCUGAGUUUACAAAAAUGGCUCGGGAUCCUUCUCGAUAUCUGGUCAUUCAGGGCGAUGACCGUAUGCACCUGCCAAGUCCCACAGACACUAAAUUGUACCGCACCCUGAUCAGCGAGGACGGCUUGGAGGACGCUGUGGACGCAGACGAGUACCUGGUGCCACAACACGGCUUCUUCAGCAGCCCGAGCACCUCCCACACCCCCCUGCUGCACUCCACGAGCUUCAACAGUAGCAUUGGAACUUGUCACAGCAGAAAUGGCUUAAUGAAUGGAUACCCGAGCAGAGAUGGAAGCAUAGUACUCCGGUAUAUUCCUGACCCCACUGACAAACAUUUAGAUGAUGCCUUCCUGCCAUCUCCAGACUACAUGAACCAGAACGGAGUCUCGGAUGUGAUGAAUCCCAACUACCAGCACCCAGGUCCGCCUCGCAGCGUCCUGCCCACCAUCGCUUCAGACGACACGGAGACAGAGUACCUGAACUGCUUUAAAAACGGGGUCAACGGACCUGAGUACCUCAACGAGGUCCGGUCUCCCGCCAUCCUCCCGCUCACCUCCAACGGCACAGUCCACAGCAUUCAGAAAUACCAGCCCCAGCACAGCAUAGACAACCCUGACUACCAACAAGAUUUCACCCCCAGCUUCAAAAGCCACGCUAACGGGCACAUCCCAGCAGCGGAGAACGCAGAGUACCUGGGCCCAGACUGAGGGCUUAGUGGAUACAGACGAUAAAUAUAAGACUGCUUCCUGUUCCAUUAAGAACAUCAAUGUCCUGGCAGAGAAAGCAAAGCUAAGUGGUACCAUCAAUCAUAAAACAUUGUGUCUUAUGGAGUCAAGUGACACUUUGUGCAGCUUUCCGUGUUGUUUGCAUGCAGUCACGCAAAAAAAAAAAAACCCUCUCAUUCCAAAGAGUUUUUAUAACCAUCAAACUACGGUAGCGGACUCAUACAUGACUGUGUUGCUGGACCAGAAACACUCUGAUGUACGUUGUAAACCCCUGUCAGAACGUGAAAAUCUCACAAAAAGUUGUGCACAAAUUGCUGUAUGUGAUCCAAAUGUGUUAGUAGUGAACUGCCAUUAAAAAAAGGUGUAAAUGCCUCAUUUUUUUAGGAGGCAGAAGCUCUACUGCAAAGAACAUAAACUGGCAGCUCAACCCAAAACACAACAUAAGGUACAGUAGAUUUGCAUGUUAGAUACACAAUCGGUCAACAGAACUGACAUGUUGGAAUUAGAAAGGGUGACAACACACAGGGGUGCACCCACUUGACGCUGAUGUGAAGGCUUGGAACAUUUCUCUGUGGUGAAGUCAAGACGAUUAAAGGAAGAUUUUAAGAAUGAAAUGCUGGCUCAAAUGUUGGAGUCCUCGGAGGGCUGACGACACUCAUCCUGAAGGAUGAGUCAACGAGGAAACAAAAAUGUAUAGAAUGUAUAGUCUGUGUAAAAGGGGGAAUACUGGUGAAUUGUGUUGUUGAAAUAUGUUACUUUUAUGCUCUAAGACAGUUCUGUAUACAAACUGGCUGCUUUCUCACUUUUGAUUGAAACGAGAGUAAGAGUUUCCUGCGUCCCCUGAUAUGUGAUAUCACACUAACUAUGUCGAGAAUGUUGAGGUAAAUAUGACAAAUGUGAUUGUGGUCGUAUUCACACUGCAGCACUACUGUAGCAUGAAGCAUAUUUGUGUGGACAAAGUUAACUAAACUCUGAUUAGUUUGUGUCCCCAGGAAGAAUUUUCUGGUCCUUUUUACUCAUUCUUUGCAACCGUCAAUGUGUUUUUGUUUUUUUACUGAUAUAAAAAUCUUUGGCAGGAAAACUAAAAAGAUUCAAAAUAGUGGAAGGAUUAAAGGGGCAGUUUGGAUUUUAUGAAGUGCUGUUGUAUGAGGUACUAGAAUAGAAUAGAGAAUAGAAUAGCCUUUAUUGUCAUUGUAUAUAUACACAAUGAAAUUGGAGCGCAACUCCCAUUGGUGCAAAAUAAGAAACUCAAAAUAUAUAUAUACAUACACGGGAAAAAAAGAAAAUAAAAAUAGAAUAAAUCAAUAAAUAAAACAAAAUAGACUUUUUACAUGGGCUGUGCUUAAAAAUGUGUCCUCAGAUAUUGUUCAGUAAAUUGUCCUUGUGGAGUUCAGUUCAGAGAUAGCCCUGGGGAAAAAGCUGUCUCUGAACCUGCUGUACAAGAAACUGUAUUAAAUGUUUAAAAUGCAAAAUGUAAGAAACUGUAUUCUGUUACAGUUUAUAUCAAUGGUAUUCUGAAAACAGUUACUGUCUUUAAAAGAUCACUUGAAGAGAUUACUUUAUAACCUCCGCUAAGGAGGUCAUGCUUUGGGUUGUGUUUGUCUGCGUCAGGAUUACAAAAAAACUACUGGCCUGACUUUUAUGAAACUUGGUGGCAGGGUGUCUUAUGGCUCGAGGGAGAACCUAUUAAAUGUUGGAGCUGAUCAGAAUCAUGGGGGCGGAUACACAGAUUGGAGAAGCAGGCACAAGUACAGUGAUGGAAGCUAAGCAAUGUAGUGCAGAGGACGGGGAAAAACUUAUUUUAGCAAUUUACAGAAAGGCCCAUUUUAAAAAUAUUAGUUUCAGUAUAUGUUUUAUGUAUAAUAUUUUCACCAUUUUAUCUUGCAAUCUCACAGUUCUUUCCACUGGGGACUGAGGUGUGACUUUGUUGAAUCUGAACCAACCCUUUAACCCAUUGAAGCCUGGAAAGCGGAUACGUCGUUUUGUAGUAUUUGUAUAAGCUCUCAAAUACUUUUUGAAUUUAAUUUCUACCUGCUACAGAGACUGAAAAAUCUAUUAUUUAGUAGAAGCAUUGAAACUUCUGUUGAAUUUCCAGAAAAACUUCAGGUUUUAGGGGCUUAUUUUAAAAUCGCCCAGAGGUUUUACAGGUGUUUUAGGCGUCAAUGGGUUAAAACACAAAAAUGAUACAAUAACUCAAAGAAAUAAACAGACUGAGACAGCUGUGGACCAGCAAUGUGUUAUGCGAGGUAAAAUUAAUGUUAUUGUCAAUGGAGUCUGGUUGCUUUGAAGAGAGAAUAGAUAACAGCUUCAGUUCCCUGGUGUAAACUGAAGUCUGUCUGAUGGCAAGGUAAAUCAGUGAAAAUAUUCUAAAUAUACCAUAAACUUUUUUUGUCUUUUUUUUUGGUGGAAAUAAUAUGUUUAGCUUUUCCCCCGGUCCACAUACCUCAUACAACUCCACAAAAAUCUGAACUAUUCCUUUAAAAAAGACACUUCCACUUUCUUUUUUGUUUGUUUCAAAAUGCUGGUAGAACUGUCUUAGGUCAUGUGAGUAACUUGUCUGAAGUUUUAGAUUAGAAGUAGUAUUUCCCUGUAAACACAAGCUGUUUUACAGACUAUUUGACAGAAACAAAGAAUGUUUCUCAUGUGUCUAUAUUAUUACCUGGAGACCUUUCCUUGUCUUGUUUUUUAAAAACAAAAGUAUAGAUGGUUGUUUCACACAGGGUGUUGACACCAUAUCCAGUCUGCUCUUAGCUUUAAAGUCUUGUAGUCUGUGCAAGAGCAUUAACUUUGCAAAUGUUAUUCCUAGUUUUAAAGGAAUAUAUUAUUGUAGCAACCUGAAAGCCUACUUUUGCAGAUUUUACACAGGUACAUGUACAGAAAACAGUGAUUAUACUGUAAUAUACCCAAAAAUAGUCACCCAUAAUUUAUACUCAGUACACAGUUUUGUCACAUCAUACGUGAAUAUGCACUUAUUCCUGAAUUGUGAUUAUUUCAUUCAAACGUGAACAUGAAUAAAAUCUUUUUUCUAUGGAA
Messenger RNA from Centropristis striata (black sea bass), 6718 nucleotides. It is a transcript of the gene egfra, whose product is annotated as epidermal growth factor receptor a (erythroblastic leukemia viral (v-erb-b) oncogene homolog, avian). Gene Ontology annotation, biological process: multicellular organism development; cell surface receptor protein tyrosine kinase signaling pathway; protein phosphorylation. Gene Ontology annotation, molecular function: ATP binding; epidermal growth factor binding; epidermal growth factor receptor activity. The record is from RefSeq and is a predicted model, not a curated record. NCBI's taxonomy places the organism in Eukaryota, Metazoa, Chordata, Actinopteri, Perciformes, Serranidae. The transcript is spliced from 28 exons. Bases 77 to 3667 code for a protein of 1196 amino acids. Gene Ontology annotation, cellular component: basal plasma membrane; signaling receptor complex.